Molecule: messenger RNA, 1242 nt
Organism: Vitis riparia (riverbank grape)
Lineage: Eukaryota; Viridiplantae; Streptophyta; Magnoliopsida; Vitales; Vitaceae
Product: NEDD8-specific protease 1
Exons: 2
Coding region: 219-887 (222 amino acids)
Biological process (GO): proteolysis
Molecular function (GO): cysteine-type peptidase activity; deNEDDylase activity
Source: RefSeq, a predicted model, not a curated record
AAGUCGAAACGGAGUGGGCGGCGUUUGUCACAGGCUUACAGCUCACAGGCAUUUCUCUCGUAUGUACAGAAUAAUAUAUAGAUAACUCUCUCUCUCAUUCUCUCUCUAAGAUCCUUCGCUCAGUCUUCUCUCUGUAGUACGACGAUUUCUUCAUCUCUAUCUGAAUAUCUGUUUUCUUCUUUUGAUAAGAUCCAGGAAUAGCUGUUGACAUCUGCAACAUGGGAAAAUCCUGGGCGGAUGAUAUGAUUCUCAGCUACAAUGAUGUUGUACUUAGGCGAUCAGAUUUGGACAUCCUUAGUGGUCCACGCUUUCUGAAUGAUCGACUAAUCGAGUUCUAUUUCAGUUAUCUUACCUCAUGUUAUCCUUCUCCAGACAUCUCAUUGGUGCCACCUUCGAUUGCCUUCUGGAUAAUGAAUUGCCCAGACACUGGAUCCCUCAGAGAUUUUAUAGAACCCCUCAAAUUAUCUGAGAAGAAACUGGUAAUCUUCCCAAUCAAUAACAAUGAUGAUGUAGAACAGGCAGAAGGUGGGACACAUUGGAGUUUGCUUGCAUUUGAGGAAAAUGCAAAUGUAUUUGUGCAUCAUGAUAGCUGUGGAGGGCUGAACGAGGCCCAUGCCAGAAAGCUUUACAAGGCUGUUGUGGGGUUUAUGGGUAACUCAAACUCUUCUAGAGCCCAGUAUCUAGAAUGCAAAGAUUCACCACAGCAAGCGAAUUGUUAUGAUUGUGGCCUGUAUGUUGCAGCUACUGCAAAGGCUAUAUGCUGCUGGUAUGGAAGUGGACAGCCCGGAGAAGGCUUGUGGUUUUCUGUUGUGAAGGAGCAGGUCACUUCAUCUGCUGUUACUGAUUUGCGAAGCGAAAUGCUAGGGCUCAUUAGAAAUUUGCAGUAAAGCAUGUACAUCGAGGUAGGAACCAAAGGAAAGAAAUAAACGAGGUUUGAAAAUCUUGAACAGAACAUUAGUGUGUGCCUUGAACCUCGACAGGGGAAGGUGGGGUUUCUCCCUUAGCGUUUCAUCCUCUGUUUUAGAGUCCCAUACUGGAGUCAACUUUAACGAUUAGAUACAUGGAUUGCAUAACAAUGCCUGUACCUGUUCAAAGUUACUUGACGUUAAAAAGAAACUGGGUGUAUAUUCUCAGUCCUUCAACACCAUCUCUCAUAUAUUGUAAUGGCUAUCUCCAUGGUGAAGAAUAAUGCUAGCGGUUGGAAUUCUAUAUGAAGUUACGUCCAGACUGAUGGGCUUUUAA